AUGUCGAUCUCAGAGGAGCUAGCAGCGUCGCUGGGAGUGGCUCCCUCCCUGAUCACCCUCCUGCUCUGCCUCUUCUCGUCCAUCCCCGCGGCUCUGGUCGUGCGCUUCCUCCCGGGUCCCACAUUGAAGCAUCACUACAGCAUUGCUGCCGGAGGGGCUCUCUGCUGGGUGGCGUAUGGCGGCCUUCACGGCAAGUCGAGCCUCAAUUUCUGGGGCCUAACCCUCGCGUCGUACGCGCUCAUGCUCGCCCUUCCUCGCAAGUGGAGCGGUUAUGGCGUGCUCUUCGGCUCCUUCACCUACCUCACCUACUGUCACAUAAGCAACCUGGGAGCGGACGUGUGGAGGCAGGGAGGCGUGGACUUCACGGGCACGCUCAUGGUGUUCACGCUUAAGAUCUCUGGGUGCGCCAUGGACUACCAGGACGGCGCGCUGCCGGAGGACAAGGAAGGCGCACUGCCAGAGGACAAGGCGCAGCACCGCAUGUACAGCAACAGGCUGGCGCGGCUGCCGUCGGUGGUGGAGUUUUUGUCGUUCGUGUUCUUCCCAGGCGCCGCCCUCGUGGGACCCGUGUUCAACCUGAAGCAGUACCAGGCGUAUGCUGCCGGGCAAGGGCAGUACCAGGCGUACGCCGCUAGGCAAGGGGUGAGUGCGGUGAAAGGGGGAGAAGAAGUGAGAAUGUUCUGUGUUCUUCCCCGUCGCUGUGCUGGUGGGACCCGUGUGCAACUGCAAGCAGUACCAGUCCUAUGGUCGCCAUCUGGAGCCGUGGUGCCAAGCAAGGCAGCUGAUACCAGCAAGGGGGAGGAGGGGAAGCUGACGCAGAACGGGAACGGGGAGGCGGACAGGGCGCAGGGCGAGAGCAAGGGCGAGGGGAAGGGCGAGGGGAAGGGCGAGGGGAAGGGCGAGGGGAAGCUGCGAAAGAUGCCGGAGCCGCUGCCGUAUGCAGCACAGGCGCUGGGGAAGGCGAUCAUCUGCCUGGCGAUGCACCACUUCCUCUCUCAGCACUUCGGCCCCGCCCUGCUCUUCCAGCCCCGCUUCCUCACCUACAAUUUUGCAUACAAGUGGUUCUGCCUGGUGGUGGCGGGCAUCUGCUUCCGCUGCUCCUACUACUUCAUCUGGAGUGUGGCAGAGGCUGCUGUGAUCCUCUCUGGAUUCGGCUUCUCCGGCUGGACCGACUCCUCACGUCCAGACUGGAGCCGGGCAGAGAACGCAAAUUUCAUCAAGUGUGAGAUCACCACGAGUCUGGCGCAGAUGCCUGCCUACUGGAACAUGGGCGUCGGCACGUGGCUCCGCACCUACGUGUACGACCGGGUGACACCUCGCUCGGGCAAGCCCACCAUGUGGACGCUCGUUUUCACUCAAGUCGUCUCCGCGCUCUGGCAUGGUCUUCACCCCGGCUACUACCUCUUCUUUGUCAACGCCGCCAUCGGCCAACACGCCUCCAAGCAGGUGUUCCGGCACACGGCAGCAGCGUUCCCGAAGCAGUCAGCAGCAGUGAAGGUCACCAUUGACGUGGUGCAGGCCGUGUUCAAGCAGCUCAUCAUCAACUACUCCAAUGCUGGCUUCCUGGUGCUGCAAUGGGGGCAGACCAUAGCGGUGUGGCGGUCGCUCUUCUUUAUGGGCACCGUCGUCCCCAUUCUUCUCAACGUGCUGCUGUCCAUCAUUCCCACUCGCUCCCGACGCCACAAGAAGGUCGAAUAA
This is a messenger RNA of Closterium sp. NIES-65, 1698 nucleotides long. Lineage: Eukaryota; Viridiplantae; Streptophyta; Zygnematophyceae; Desmidiales; Closteriaceae. The record is from the annotation of a GenBank genome assembly.